AUGCUGAAGGAGGAAUAUUAUUUCAUGGAGAGUGUGGAACUGAAAGGUCUAAAAUAUAGUCCUGACCUCCAAGACGAGACCUCUCCAUAUUCUUUAAUACUGACAACCACCUUGAAAACAACGAUCCAGAACAUCUUUGUUACUUCAGCAAUUGCACAUAAUUUUGAAGCCUGUCACAUUGUUGCAUAUGGGAGCAUGAAUGACAGCGUGAUGGCUACGUUUAAUGUGGUGUUCCGAGUGGCCAGGUUUCAGAAGUAUACGGAUAGCUUCGUCAAGGAACAGCUGCGCUCCGGCCUUGCGGCCAUGUUCGGCGAGGAGCCUCUCUCCGUUGCCCAGUUUGGCCAGAUACAAAGCAUCGUUCUUCUAGGGGCCAGUGGGAAGUCAUUCUACACAAUCAAACCUGACACGACACCAGGUGCGUGUCCCAACACCACCUUCGCCUGUCUUAGCGGAGAGUGCAUCGCCAAGCCUAAGCCGGAGUGUGACUUCGUAUCCGACUGUGCCGACGCAUCUGAUGAAGCCAACUGCUCGUGUGGCAGGCGGAGGUUGGUGAGCGGGAGGGUGGUUGGUGGAGAGAGUGCCCAUCAAGGCGAGCUGCCUUGGCAAGUGAGUCUGAAACUACACGGCCAACACGCCUGUGGCGCCUCCAUCGUCAACAGCCACUGGCUCGUUAGUGCCGCCCACUGCUUUGAGAGUAACAAUAAUCCAAAAGACUGGGCAGCUCUGGUCGGGGCUAGUCUGCUGAGCGGUGCACAGGAGGGUGCUAGCACGGUGAACAUCAAGUCUCUGAUAGUGUCUCCAAAUUAUAAUCCCCUGACGACGGACAGUGACGUGACGGUGCUGGAGUUGGAGAAUCCUCUGAUGUUCAGCCCCUACGUUCAGCCUGUCUGCAUCCCUUCCUCCACACACACCUUCAGUCCCGGGCAGAACUGUGUCGUAUCCGGCUGGGGAGCCCUCCGGCAGGACAGCAGUAACCUACCUUCCACUCUUCAGAAAGCUGUGGUGAAGAUCAUUGAUUCUAAAGUCUGCAAUGCAUCUGCAGUUUACAGAGGAGCCAUCACCAACAACAUGAUGUGUGCGGGCUUUCUCCAAGGGAGGGUUGACUCCUGCCAGGGAGACUCGGGGGGACCUCUGGUGUGUGAAGUGGCCCCCGGGCGCUUCUAUUUGGCCGGCAUAGUGAGCUGGGGAACAGGCUGUGCUCAAGUCAACAAGCCUGGAGUGUACUCACGCAUCACCAUGCUCCGCAACUGGAUCCUGGGCCACACAGAGGGAAACACCAGUCACAGCACUUUGCCGAAGUUUAGCAUUACGCCAACUGACAGCCAUCUUCCUCAGGCGAUCUCCUCUCCCUCUGCCCCAUCUGGAGCUGUAAACUGCACUGGAAACUUCAGCUGUGGCGCUGGCGUGUGCAUCAGCAAGACCAACCCAGAGUGCGACGGAAUCACUGACUGCUCUAACGAGGCUGAUGAGAAAAAUUGCAACUGUGGACAGAGGCCAGCGGUAGGUCGCCACAGGAUUGUGGGAGGUGAGGAUGCCCAGCGAGGGGAGUGGCCCUGGGUGGGCAGCCUGCAGUUCCAGCAGGUGCACUGCUGUGGUGCUACUCUCAUCCACUGCAAAUGGCUCCUGACGGCAGCUCACUGCUUUAUCAGGGAGCCGAAGGCCGGCGGCUGGACGGCGAGUCUGGGCUCCGUGCUCCGUCCUGGAGUGGGAGCUCUGCUCAUCCCCCUGCAGAGGGUCAUACAGCACCCCGCCUUCAACAGCACCAGCAUGGACUUCGACGUGGCCCUGGUGGAGCUCUCCAUCCCAGCUCCGAGUUCCUACAGCAUCCAGACCGUGUGUUUGCCCUCGCUCAGUCAUAGAUUUUUCCAGGGCAUGGAGUGUUAUAUCAUGGGAUGGGGCACAACAAGGGAAAAGGGUACAAUGAGCAGAAUACUGCAGAAGGCACAGGUCAGCAUAAUUGCCCAGUCAGACUGCCUGCAGUCCUAUGGGAGCGGAAUAACAGCCAGCAUGAUGUGUGCCGGCGCCAUGGAUGGUGGAAGAGACACUUGUUUGGGAGACUCGGGUGGGCCCUUGGCAUGCCGUGAGCCCCAGGGUAGGUGGUUUGUGGCUGGCGUGACGAGCUGGGGUCACGGCUGCGGUCGAGAAGGCUUUCCUGGGGUUUACAUCCGCGUCACUGCCAUCAGGGAAUGGUCAUCAAUGUACCUACCUUUUUAA
Molecule: messenger RNA, 2214 nt
Organism: Electrophorus electricus (electric eel)
Lineage: Eukaryota; Metazoa; Chordata; Actinopteri; Gymnotiformes; Gymnotidae
Source: RefSeq, a predicted model, not a curated record